Darwinula stevensoni is the source of this 2543-nucleotide messenger RNA. The record is from the annotation of a GenBank genome assembly. Lineage: Eukaryota; Metazoa; Arthropoda; Ostracoda; Podocopida; Darwinulidae.
AUGAUGAAACUGCAGCCCAUCACUGGAGUCGUCGGACGUGAGCGGUGGAAAAUGUUCUCCUUCCUCCCGUGUCUCCUCCUUCCCCUCCUCCUCCACCAGGCGUCCUCCUCGGAUGGUUUUGAUCUGGGGGAUCUCUUCCAGGGCUUUUACCCCACGGGUGGGGGGAAUGUGACUGACCUUUGCAGCAACCACACCGGGGCUUUCUUCGAUGAACUCAACCGAANCAGCAACCACACCGGGGCUUUCUUCGAUGAACUCAACCGAAUAGAUAGCAUUUCCGAAUGGGCGCUCAAAAUGAUGGACGCGACCGGGAAAAUGCCGUCGGGAAUCCUCACCGGGAACAUCUGGGCGUUGGGGAACUACGAGGAAUGCAUCGGGACCCGGGCGAGGUUCAACGAGACCCUCUACGCGGACGUGGAACGGCUGGACUUCGCGGGAAAGUACUGCCUCGUCACCUUCAUGGCCGUUCCCCCAGAAGGCAAGGCGGUUCGGAGCGACCAAUUGGUGAAUGGCCUGGCAUCACUCGGCAUCUAUGGAGUGCCGUUCCUCGUGGAGGGGAUCUGCCUCCCAUCGUCCUGCUCCGACGCAGACGUUCAGAAUUCUCUGUCAGCCAACUUCGAAGGAACGAUUCAGGCGGGGAUAUUGGGUUGUCAGGACGAUAGCGUUCCUCCUCUUACCACUUCGGGGAUCAUCUUCGUUGUGGUGCUCUCUCUGUGCGGCGUUUACUUCCUAAUCGGCACGAUCUGGGAUCUUAGGUUUCGGAAUAACAAGAAGAAACCUGAGACAUUCAUGGACAGCCUGCUCGUGGCGGGAUCCUUUUACACCAACGGGGAGAAGCUUCUCUCGACGAAACAAGGCUCUGAUGUCAUCGGCAGCCUUCACGGCAUAAGGUUCGUCACCAUGACGUGGGUCGUCCUGGGGCACACCUACUCCAUAAUGUCUGUGGGUGCUCCGGUCAUCAAUCCGAUGGUGUACGAUGAAAUGACGAAGGGUUUUUUUUUCAAUGCGAUACUGAAUGCUACGCCGUGCCACCUGUGCAAGAAGAAGUACUCACCUGAGGAGCAGAGGAUAGAGGAGGAGUUCCUUGAGGUUUCCUUGCUCACGCCGAUAUACGCGAUGGUGCUUUGGUUCUCCAUCGAACUCUUCCAGUACACUUUCUCGGGCCCUUUGCACAAAUUCAUCACAGACGCCUUUACCAAGCCCUGCCGGGACCAAUGGUGGAGGAACCUCCUCUACAUCAACAACAUGUUCGAGGAGAACGAAGGCAUGUGCAUGGUACACACAUGGUACAUGGCCAACGACUUCCAGAUGUACCUCGUCUCCCCGUUGAUCAUCCUCCCUCUCUUCUUCUUCCCAGCCGUCGGCAUGGGAUUUGCUGGUCUCCUCCUCGCCGGGUCCAUCACAGUCCCGGCCGUCGUCCUAAUCGCCAACGACAUCGGAGGGACAUCCACUUACCAAGAUAGAAUCAAUCCCGAUGACGGGAGAAUGUUCAUGAAAUACUACGUGAAACCAUGGACACGAUUCGGACCGUACCUCAUCGGCCUCAUUCUUGGAUAUAUCUUGCAUCGAAUCAAAGGGAAGAAUAUAAAACUUUCCAAGGUUGUGGGGCUCGCUGGCUGGUGCGCAGCGAUCGCGACUAACAUGGCAGUCAUCUAUGCGAUCGCAACUAACAUGGCAGUCAUCUAUGGUCUGGAAUACUAUAUGAAACCAUUGUCACCGGCGAUGCCGAGAGCGGCUCAGGUCAUCUACGUCGCUGUGCAUAGGGUCGCCUGGUCCGUCGGGUUGGCAUGGGUCGUUCUUGCCUGCCACAUUGGGGCUGGAGGUCCAGUGAAUACUCUGCUUAGCUGGAAAGCCUUCGUACCUCUCGGCCGACUCACCUAUAGCGCUUACCUCGUCCACGUUCUGGUUGCGGGCUGGUACCAGUUCGGUAUAGAUUCUUCCGUCUACGUCGACCAUGAGACUCAGGUGGUCGUAUUCUUGUCCACACUGAUCCUGACUCACUUCGUGGCCGUCAUCUUCUCUUUGACGUUCGAGAUACCUGUUCUGGGACUCGAGAAGAUCUUUUGUGGACUCAUAUUUGGAGAGGGAAACAAGCCAGGCCAUAAUAACUUCCCGGUAGCUAUUAAACCCCACAGUAUGACGGAAAGUGAAAAAGGAAACGAUUUUUCAAAGGGAAAGCUAGAAGUACUCGACCUAAAUCUUGCUUCUCCAGAGACUGGCAUUCUGAAAGGAGACAUAAUAGUGCACGACGUCUCUUGGGAAAAGCCAAAGUACGGCGGCUUGGACAACCCUGCAUUCAUCCCCGACACGAAACAGAAACUCGGCCACGACGAAUCAUUGGACGGUCAAAGUCAGCACAAAUCUCUCUCAUCCUUCUCUCACUCCACCCCAAGAGACUCCUCAGAGGAAACCCUCCCCAGAGGAUCCUCAGACGAGACCAUGGAAGUCAAUGGCCAACGAACCUCGCAGUCCUCACAGGAUGAAGACGAAAUCAAGCCAGAGCCGGCAAUGGAGAAGUUCUGAUAAGAGGCUGACAAAAACGA